AUGUCUCGACGCGCUACCCCGGCACAAGCUGCGCAUAAUCAGCAGAUCAUCAAAGGUCUGCUGAAACUCGACUGUAAUAAGAUAUGCGCUGACUGCAAGCGCAAUAAACAUCCGCGAUGGGCAUCUUGGAAUUUGGGCGUCUUUAUUUGUAUCCGUUGUUCGGGCGUUCACAGGGGCAUGGGCACCCAUAUUAGCAGAGUCAAGUCGGUCGAUCUGGAUGCCUGGACAGAUGAACAGCUGCAGAGUAUAGUGAAAUGGGGCAACUCGAGAGCCAAUAAGUAUUGGGAGUCGAAGUUGGCGCCUGGUCAUAUUCCCUCGGAAGCUAAGAUUGAGAAUUUCAUUCGGACCAAGUAUGAAUCGAAAAGAUGGGUCAUGGACGGCCCCAUGCCCGACCCUUCCACGCUGGACGAUGGAGAUGAUGAUGUGCCCCUUGCGGUUGUACAGGAAAAGGCAAAGCUUCAGCGAUCCGCGUCUCAGAGAACAGCAUCUUCCAGUCAACCUCUAGUUGCCCACCGGACUCGACAGCAGCAACAGCCAGCGGUUGAUCUUUUGAUUGGCGGUGAUAACGAUGUGGCUUCUCCUCCAGCCCGCCCGAACACAACUCAGCCAAGCACACGCCCACCGCCGCCUAAAGAACCCCAGGCUCCUCCCAAACCAAGUCGCUCAGGGGAUACAUUGAUUGGGCUGGACUUCUUCGGGAGCACUCAGGCUCCUACGAUUGACCGUUCGGCCAGCCCAGCAUCAACUCGUACGAACUCAACGGGGAUGUCUCGGCCUGAUCUCAAGCAGUCUAUCUUAUCUCUCUAUUCGAAGCCCCCGCCAGCUCCCGCACAACACGAGCGAUCGUCCUCCUUCGCAGAUCUGGCUUCUCCGUCGACGCAAUCAUCGUCUUCAAAGCUGGGCGGGCUGACUGAUGCCUUCAGCGGGUUGAGCUUCCCGUCGUCCAAGGCCGCCUCUCCGCCGCCUGCGAAGCCAGCUGAAAAACCGUCGCCUUUUGCAAGUCUGACAUCCUUUGCCACCGCAAAGUCCACACCGGUGGCACCUCAGGUCACUUCUCGUACUUCUUCCAUCAGUGGCGGUAGCUUGUUCGAUAGUCUCACGUCUCCUGGCCUACCUCCCCAGCCGCAACAGCGUACCGCAUCAGUAUCUUCUAAUGGCCUAGGUUCAGUGUUUACGAGCCCUACACCAGCGAAUACCGCACAGACCUUCCAGUCACCUCCAUCUAAUGAUCCAUUCGGCUUCAACAGCCCGCCCCCUUCGGCGCCCAAACCUACACCACAACCUCCUGGCUGGAAAUCCCAGCAGCCGGACUUGAAGUCAGCCUUCAACCUCUCCAAGCCCAAUCCGGCCCCGCCACCGAAAGCCGAUGUCUCUGCAGCAACUUCGACUGCCACAAGCAUGUUUUCGGCAAAUCCCUGGGGAGCUGAUGCCUGGAGCACACCUGAACCAGCACCCCCAGUGCCUUCCAAGACAGAGUCUAUAAUGAAAGUUCCCGAUACGUUGACGGCCAAUGACAUCGGUGCGGGCUGGGGUGUGCCGUCUUCCAGCGCUGCUUCGAAGCCAGCGCCGACUAUAGCUGCCGAUGAGGACUUUGGUGGAUGGGCUAGUGCGGUGCCGACUUCACCAGGCACCAGCACGACUGUUGCUACCGACACCACUCAAACUGUUACCUCGUCCAAACCGGCAGGCGGGUUUGGGGGAGCUGAUGAUUUGUUCUCCAACGUUUGGGAGUAG
Molecule: messenger RNA, 1734 nt
Organism: Monascus purpureus
Lineage: Eukaryota; Fungi; Ascomycota; Eurotiomycetes; Eurotiales; Aspergillaceae
Source: the annotation of a GenBank genome assembly